Molecule: messenger RNA, 417 nt
Organism: Rotaria socialis
Lineage: Eukaryota; Metazoa; Rotifera; Eurotatoria; Philodinida; Philodinidae
Source: the annotation of a GenBank genome assembly
AUGGAACAAGAAGAUGUAAAGUUUAUGUUUGUUAGUCUUAUUCAACCUUGUGAACAAAUCGCAAUGCCAACAAUGAUAUUAUCACAAAUGAUGAAUGUAUUUGAUGAACGAUUUUAUGAUUUAUCAAAUUUAGUUGAAAUUGUGGAAGAAUAUAUGGCUUUACUUGAACAUUUAACUGUAAUGGCAAUUGAUUGUUAUCCAUGGUAUCAAUCUAAACCACAAGCAAUAACAUGUUCAUCUGGAAUUAAAAUGAUGUUAGCUUUACAAACAAAAGUUAAUUCUUAUAAACCAUUUCUAUACCGAAUUGUUAAUCAAAAAUUAAUUCGUUGUUGUUCACAUCCAUUAAAACCCACUGUUGAACAAAAAGUAGAAAAUUAUGAACCUGAUCUAUCUGAGGGUGUGGGUGUGCGGGUCUGA